AUGGCGCUGCUAUCGGCCCCUCUCACCGCCACCCGUGGCUACGUGCCGUCUGUGGCCCAGCCACUCCCCGCCGCCCGUGCGCGCACCCUCGCCGCAUGCGCGCUCCCCUCUUCCGCGCGUCCCCUCCCCGUGAACCGUGCAACACGUCGCUCGUACGCGUUAACGGCGCGCAUGCAUGGGCGUGGGGGCUGGCUGAGGGGAUGGCGCCGUGCGUCUGCUUCUGAUGACGACAGUGCCAAAGAUACAGCUGAUAUGGCACGCAGUGAGGAUUACACGCCUCAAUCUGACGUGGAUGAUGUUUCUGAUGACGUGGCGGAGGCGUCGGCGGCAGCGGCUGAGCUGGCAGCUGAGAUGGCGGGCGAGGCUGCGGCUCAGGCCGCCAGCGUGUAUGCCGCCACGGCUGCUGCUGCGGGGAUGGAGGAGGAGGAGGACGUGGGGGGUGAGAAGGACAGGAAAGCGGAGGGCGAUAAGGGGGCGGUGUCAGCUGCAGUGUCUGCUGUUGGCGGUGCUGCUUCCAGUGGGAAAAGGGAGGGUCAGAAGCAGGAGCAGCAGCCGCCCAGUCGUCCCCCGCCACGUCAGCCGCAGGCCUCCAGCGCGCCAGCUGUGACGGGCCUGCGGCGCACGGUGUGGGGGCAGGAAGGCGUGGAGCCACAGUACCCCCCGUUACAGGAACAUCUCACGGUAGACGUGGCGGUGGUGGGCGGCGGCAUCAACGGGCUGAGCGUGGCGUACGCUCUCCUGGAUAAGCACCGCAAGGCCAGGGGCGCGGGCGGAGGAGGGAGGGGAGGCAAGGACCUGUCGGUGGUGGUGCUGGAGGCUCGGGCCAUCGGCUCCGGUCAAACCGGUCGCACAACGGCGCAUCUCAUGCCAUGGAACGACGACUACUACAGCGUGCUCGAGCGGCUCUUCGGGCGGCGCUGGGCGGCGCUGGUGGGCAGGAGCCACGUGGCGGCCAUUGAUUGGGUGGAGCGUGUGGUGCAGGAGCAUGGCAUCGAGUGCGAGUUUGAGCGCGUGGACGGGUACCUCUUCCCUCAUGACAACUCCGAUGAGGCCAACCGCAAGAUGCUGGAGGAGCUGGCGGCGUGUGAGCGCAUCGGCCUCACAGACACCUCUCUGGUGGACCUGCAAGGCGACCCCGCCCUCGGCUCGCUCUCCUCUGCCCUGUGCUUCCCCAACGCUGCUGACUUCCACCCGCUCAAGUACUUGCAGGGGCUGGCGAAGGCAGUGACAGCAAUGGGAGGGAAGAUCUACGAGAACACGCGGGUGAUCCGCAACUCCUCGCUCUCCACCACUCUCGAGCUCAACACGAGUGUGCGCGUGACAGCUGGCAGCGUCGUAUUGGCCACCAACUCGCCCAUCAACCACAACCUGGCGGUGCACGCGAGGCAGAGCGCCUACCGGACCUAUGUGAGGUGGGACACAGCGUCUCCCUACCUAAUACACUCCCUCCUCCCUCUCUCCUCCCUCUUUCCUCCCCACCCCUCACCCUCUCGCCCUCUCUUCCACCUUAAAACUCUCCCCUCCUGCACCAGCCGCGCCCAAUGGUGGGACACAGCGUCCCCCUACCUAAUACACUCCCUCCUCCCUCUCUCCUCCCUCUUUCCUCCCCACCCCUCACCCUCUCGCCCUCUCUUCCACCUUAAAACUCUCCCCUCCUGCACCAGCCGCGCCCAAUGCCGCGCCCAGUGGUGGGACACGGCAUCGCCCUACCACUACGUACGCAUUGCUACCGGCCCGAGCGAGGCGGAGACAGACACGCUCAUAGUGGGGGGCGAGGACCACCCUACGGUAGAUCUCCCUGAACUGGACAGCAAGAACCGUCUUAUGCUGCUCUCCUGCCUCUCCCACCGCAUGCCUCCACACCACACCACACUUAACCCCUCUGCACGCCAGGUGUACGAGCCAGUGGACCUCCUGGGGCUGUACGGCAAGAACCCUCUCGUGAACCGGCCAUCAAAGGACGUGUACAUUGUGACAGGCAACAGCGGGCAGGGCAUGACGGGCGGCACCAUAUCGGGGCUCGUGGUAUCGGAUCUGAUUCUGUCGGGGCGCAGCGAGUGGGAGGAGCUGUACGACCCGCGCCGCCUGCCUCCGCUCUCCCAGGAGACAGCUCAGAGCAUUGCGAGCAUCACUGCACACACUGCCCAGCUCAUAGACGGUCAAAUCCCCACCCCCUUUCCCCUGCCGUACGUCUCACCAGGGCUACGCAUUCGACCUGCCAAUCGUGCCUGGAGAUGUGUGGUCGGUGGACAAGGUGAAGCCGAGGGAGGGCCUAUCCUUCUCCAUGCCACCGCUCAUUGGACCUCCUGCACACCCCCCUCCCCUUUCCCCUGCUGUCCUUCUCACCAGGGCUACGCCUUUGACCUGCCAAUCGUGCUGGGAGAUGAGCGGUCGGGCUACGCAUUCGACUUACCAAUCAUCCCAGGAGAUGAGCGAUCGGUGGACAAGGUGAAACCAGGGGAGGGUGCGCUGGUGGCAGUGGGGCUGCACAAGCAGGCCGUGUACCGCACUGAGGGGGGCGAGCUGAAGCGAUACUCAGCCAUCUGCCCGCACCUCAAGUGCGCAGUGAGGUGGAACCCCAACGACAAAACUUUCGACUGCCCGUGCCACGGGUCUCAGUUUGACACAUCAGGGAGGGUGAUUCAGGGCCCAGCCAAGGCCAACCUCUCCCCUGUGUCCGGAGAUGGCUGCUGUGGUUGA
Messenger RNA from Closterium sp. Naga37s-1, 2700 nucleotides. Lineage: Eukaryota; Viridiplantae; Streptophyta; Zygnematophyceae; Desmidiales; Closteriaceae. The record is from the annotation of a GenBank genome assembly.